UUUAGGGGCAAUUUUGACUGAUCUUUUAUAUAGAUGUUGAACGACUUAAUGGGAGUCCAACCCAAGCACAAGAAAUCGAGAGGAUUACUUAAAAAAUUAAAUACAAGAUUGCUUAAGGUGAAGUUGAAGGAUCAGAAAGAGGAUAAGAAAACUAGAAACUCGCCUCUGUUUAAACCUAUGACUUUUAACAGCAAAAACACUAGGUUGCAGACUAUAACUCCUACACCAACUGCUGCUAAAGAUACUCUGCCUUCUUCUGAGUGUAGUGCUCUUCCUCCUUUGCCAAGUUCAGGAGCAAAGAUGCAGAAGUUGACUUCCUUUGUUCACCAUAGGAAGAACUGAUACACUUCCGUUUUAAAAUGGGAUCCUAAAAGAAAAAUGAAUGUUCCGAGCAAGAUUUGGCUAAAGCCAGAGAAUAACUUCAGGAACAUAAUGAAAACACCUGAGAGGAAGAUUGAAAGUGAUGUGAUCAUGAUGACCUUUGGCCGAACGCCAAAGCAGGCUCACAAAAGAAGCCAGUCCGAUGUUUUUGAUUUCACGAGCGUUUGCAAUAGUAAUACCCCUCUAAAUAGCACAUCAGGUCAUACAUUUAGCUCUUAUUAUAAGGUAAGUAACCACAAGCGAACCAGCAGUGACCAACUGAGCAAGGGUAUAGAUGGGAAAGCCAAGAGGUUGGGGAAGAAUGGGAGAGAGAAGGUUACGAGUAGCCUGAAGUUGAACUUGUCAAGGCCAAGUUUGAUCAGUACAAAUACCUCUCCUAAAGUAAAAAGAAUCGAAAAAAUAUGUCAGAUUUUGCUCGAUCUAAAAGAUGUCAAAGGAAAGAAACUUAGUAAAAAGUUUGAUAAUUUUGGAUUUGAUCCUAACCAGUAUAAUGCUACUCCUUCCAAAGAGGACUCUCUCUCAACUAAAAUUAUAAAAUUGCGUAAGAGAAGAGCACGCGAGAAGAAAGAAAGCCUUGCUUCUACUAUAACAAAAGACCCACUAAGAAAGGCUAAACUAAAGUUCAAACAACUUUUCCAAGAAUUCAGAGACCAUUAAUGCUAUUAUAUCCAAACUUCGCCUUCUUUUUUG
Moneuplotes crassus is the source of this 1071-nucleotide messenger RNA. The record is from the annotation of a GenBank genome assembly. Lineage: Eukaryota; Ciliophora; Spirotrichea; Euplotida; Euplotidae.